UCUGCUCCACCUCGGAUGGUUUUGUAUAGGGACACUUUACGGGAUUCAGCCAGCCUCUCCACUUCCUCAAGGAAUCCGGUCACACUUCCAGUGCCAUCAAAGGAAAUGUUCCAUUUGUGUACAGGGACAGUCGGUAUUGUUGAUCGGGACUCCGGUUCUGAUCUGGCAGGUGUAGUGACAAUUGGUCGGUUAGGACUUAUCCACGGUGCAGGUGUUCCAGUAUGUGAGACAUCGACCGCUACAGGAGGGUCGACACCAUCUCCCAAGUCGAUAAGCGAUGGCUCUCGGAGCCCUGAAAUCCGUUCCGGUUGGAUUGGUGACACACCAGGCGAACUGGGCACCUCCACAUCUAAGAGAGACCUCCGAUGUCGGUUAGAUGGUUGCGGCCGUUCACGAUUACUCUUCUGACGUAGCUCCUCUAGUGUCUCCAACGCCUUAGCUGUAGUUGCCUUCAUUUGUCCAACUAGUUGUAACUGUGUUGUGUCUGCAGUAACAAUAAAGUCCAGCCUUCCU
Messenger RNA from Coccinella septempunctata (seven-spotted ladybird), 513 nucleotides. RefSeq lists its product as uncharacterized. Bases 16 to 408 code for a protein of 130 amino acids. The record is from RefSeq and is a predicted model, not a curated record. The transcript is spliced from 3 exons. NCBI's taxonomy places the organism in Eukaryota, Metazoa, Arthropoda, Insecta, Coleoptera, Coccinellidae.